UCUGCUGCCAAUUCACAGAAAGGGAAGAGAAUGGCUGCAAAGGAGAAGUUGGAGGCAGUAUUAAACGUGGCCCUAAGGGUCCCCAGCAUCAUGCUGUUGGAUGUCUUGUACAGAUGGGAUGUCAGCUCAUUCUUCCAGCAGAUCCAAAGAAGUAGCCUGCACAACAACCCUCUCUUCCAGUACAAGUACUUGGCCCUUAAUAUGCAUUAUGUGGGUUACAUCUUAAGUGUUGUGCUCCUUACUUUACCAAGGCAACACCUGGUUCAGCUUUACCUGUACUUUUUGACUGCACUGCUGCUUUAUGCUGGGCACCAAAUUUCCAGGGACUAUGUGAGGAGCGAACUGGAAUCAGGCUACGAAGGACCAAUGUACUUGGAGCCUCUCUCCAUGAACCGUUUCAUGACUGCUUUAGUAGGGCAGCUGGUGGUGUGCACGCUCUGCUCCUGCGUCAUGAAGACCAAGCAGAUCUGGCUCUUCUCCGCGCACAUGCUCCCUCUGCUGGCUCGGCUCUGCCUCGUCCCGCUCGAGACCAUCGUCAUCAUCAACAAAUUCGCCAUGAUUUUCACCGGCUUGGAAGUUCUCUACUUCCUGGCGUCAAAUCUUCUGGUGCCCUAUAACCUGGCGAAGUCUGCGUACAGAGAGCUUGUCCAGGUGGUGGAGGUGUAUGGGCUCCUGGCACUGGGAAUGUCUCUGUGGAAUCAGCUGGUGGUCCCAGUGCUUUUCAUGGUGUUCUGGCUUGUCUUAUUUGCUCUUCAGAUCUAUUCCUAUUUCAGUACACGGGACCAGCCUGCCUCCAGAGAGAGGCUCCUCUUCCUCUUCUUAACCAGUAUUGCCGAAUGCUGUAGCACUCCAUACUCACUGCUGGGAUUGGUCUUCACAGUCUCUUUUGUUGCUUUGGGAGUUCUGACUCUCUGCAAGUUUUACUUGCAGGGUUACCGAGCGUUCAUGAACGAUCCUGCUAUGAACAGGGGGAUGACUGAAGGAGUCACACUCCUGAUCCUGGCCGUGCAGACAGGUUUGAUUGAGCUCCAAGUUGUGCAUCGGGCAUUCCUGCUCAGUAUUAUUCUUUUCAUUGUGGUGGCAUCCAUCCUUCAGUCCAUGCUGGAAAUUGCUGAUCCCAUUGUCUUGGCAUUGGGAGCCUCAAGGGACAAGAGUCUGUGGAAGCACUUCCGAGCAGUCAGCCUCUGUCUGUUCUUGCUCGUGUUCCCCGCGUACAUGGCCUACAUGAUUUGUCAGUUUUUCCACAUGGAUUUCUGGCUGUUGAUCAUUAUCUCCAGCAGUAUUCUGACCUCUCUUCAGGUGCUUGGGACCCUCUUCAUUUAUGUUCUGUUCAUGGUGGAGGAGUUCAGGAAAGAGCCAGUGGAGAACAUGGAUGAUGUGAUCUACUACGUGAACGGCACCUACCGGCUGCUGGAGUUCCUGGUGGCCCUGUGCGUGGUGGCCUAUGGAGUCUCAGAAACCAUCUUUGGAGAGUGGACUGUCAUGGGCUCCGUCAUCAUCUUCAUCCACUCCUACUACAACGUGUGGCUGCGGGCCCAGCUGGGCUGGAAGAGUUUCCUCCUUCGCAGAGACGCUGUGAAUAAGAUAAAAUCUCUGCCCGUGGCCACGAAGGAGCAGCUGGAGCAGCACAAUGACAUCUGUGCCAUCUGCUACCAGGAUAUGAAAACUGCUGUAAUCACUCCAUGUAGCCAUUUUUUUCAUGCGGGUUGUCUUAAGAAAUGGCUGUACGUGCAGGAAACCUGCCCUCUGUGCCACUGCCAACUGAAGAGCCCUUCACAGCUCCCAGGACUGGGACCAGAGCCAGUGCAGCAGCCAAAUCCUAGUGCAGAGCAAAACACCAGGCCUGGAGACACAGCUGAGCCUGGGGCUGAACGUGAGCACAGGCCAAGUGUGAAGGACAGCCCGAGCAGGGGCCACGAUGGACACGAGAGCCCCGAGGCCUGUGCCCAGCCGGGGGGGUCUCACGGCAUGGACGGUGACACGAGCCCCUGCGAGGCCAGCCAGGGAGCAGCCUGUGCUGCAGAACUCAUUGCAGCCCCGGAGGGCUGCUCUGCUCGAGAUCUGAGGGUUUGUGUCCAGCUCUGAGGCUACAGAGGAUGACGUGGGAACAAACGCAUUUCAGAGAUCCACGUUUGACUCAGAAGAAAACCAAUCCUUCCACAGCUGUGAAAGAAGUGUAGCUAUUAAUGCUGGUCAAAAUGUAAUCUCCCAUGCUGAUUUUUAUGGGCUGCUUGGUAGUGGUAACUCCAGUGAGAUGCAGUAGAAAUGACUCCAGAAGCUCUCUGAACUGUGGGCAUAGGAAGGAUGUCUGGGAGUAAAUAGCACUGCUAGAGUGUUUUCAAGAUGUAGGUGGGGGGUGAGAGGAGCGAGGGGUCUGUGAGACGUUGUGGCCAGAGGGACAGGAGGCUGGUUUUGGUCAGGGGGAGGAGUUGCACAGAGCCAUGUCCCGGGUCCUGAGGGGCGUUACGGGCCGCGGGUUGCCGCUCUCUGGCAGAUGGGCAGCUCUGGUUGCUGACAUUUUUUAUGGCACGUAAGCAAAAAUCAAAGAUGUAACAGCAGUGAUUGUACCAGGAGGUGGAAGCACUCUUAAUACGUCGUGUGUAUGCUUUGGGUGUUCUUGGGGCAGUUGCAUUUGACUUUAUGUAAUCUAUAGUGACUCUUGACUUUUAUGACAGAGUCGUCAAUAUUUUGAUGUAUAUGAAACUUUUGCUCAUAAUGGGCACAGUGUGGGCUGCAUGAAGUAAACUAAAGCUCUCAUGAACACUUUGCCUCUUCAGGAGGAAAGUGGGAUGAGUUUUAGGGCACGGAUAGAGGCCUUGCAGGACUGUGCUGUGUAAUGUUAACCCUUGCAGCUGAAUUAAAACAGUAUUAAACUCUGGCGAUAUUUGCACUUUGGGAAUGAGUACAUUAUUGUGUAUGAUCAGACUCCGCAAAUGCCACUUUUAAAAGCUGUUAAUAGGUUUGCACCUUUUUUUCUUUGACAAGGACAUGUCCAUACUUAAAUUUUUACAUUCAUCAUGGCUUCAAGUAGAACAAGGGACUGGGGUGGGGAAAUAGGCGGGAGUAGGGGGCAGGCAAUUUUUUUAUGUGAAUUUUGAUAUGAAGAGAAAUUAGUCACUUAUUUAUACGAUAGGCUUGAUUCAAGUGUUUUUCAAAGUCGGUAUUCCUAAUGUGAAAUGUGAUACUAUUUUAUUUUUAGUAGUAAAUUUGGAUGUAGACUGACAGACAUAGCUGAAUGUCUUAAUAAAUUACAUUUGAAGAUUU
Messenger RNA from Pyrgilauda ruficollis (rufous-necked snowfinch), 3264 nucleotides. RefSeq names its product ring finger protein 145 (gene RNF145). Bases 31 to 2085 code for a protein of 684 amino acids. The record is from RefSeq and is a predicted model, not a curated record. Gene Ontology annotation, molecular function: zinc ion binding; ubiquitin protein ligase activity. The transcript has 10 exons. NCBI's taxonomy places the organism in Eukaryota, Metazoa, Chordata, Aves, Passeriformes, Passeridae. Gene Ontology annotation, cellular component: endomembrane system; endoplasmic reticulum.